Scophthalmus maximus (turbot) is the source of this 2543-nucleotide messenger RNA. It is a transcript of the gene pex7, whose product is annotated as peroxisomal biogenesis factor 7. Gene Ontology annotation, molecular function: protein binding. Lineage: Eukaryota; Metazoa; Chordata; Actinopteri; Pleuronectiformes; Scophthalmidae. Bases 198 to 1142 code for a protein of 314 amino acids. The record is from RefSeq and is a predicted model, not a curated record. Gene Ontology annotation, cellular component: peroxisomal matrix; cytosol. The transcript has 11 exons. Gene Ontology annotation, biological process: protein import into peroxisome matrix.
UGGAGUCAUCCCCAGAUGUUCACAGAUGUUCACAGAUGUUCACAGGUGUUCACAGGUGUGGUGACUCGUGGGUCACAGAGGCGUUUGUUUCCGUCGCACUGAGCUGACGUCACGUCGCUGUCCCUGGUGUCACCAGCAGGUGGCGCGGUGAGGCAGCAGGUAGCCGCCGCCUCCUCUUCCUCUUCCUCCUACUUCUGAUGAUGAAGGUGUUCCGCAGUCCGGCUCGUCACGGCUACGCUGUGGAGGCGUCUCCGUUCGUCCCGAGCAGAUCGGCCUGCGCCGCCUCUCAGUUCUACGGACUCACUGGCUGUGGAUCGUUGUUGGUUCUGGACCAGACGGAGACGGACGUUUGUCUGGUGACCAGCUGGGAGUGGAGUGACGGGCUGUUCGACGUGGCGUGGAGUGAAACCAAUGAACACGUGUUGGUCGCCGGGGGAGGAGACGGCAGCCUGCAGCUGUGGGACACUGCCAAUCACAGUGCUCCGCUGAGGGUGGCCAAAGAACACACACAAGAGGUGUACUCUGUCGACUGGAGUCAGACCAGAGGAGAGAACCUCAUCGUUUCUGGUUCUUGGGAUCAAACUGUGAAAGUGUGGGAUCCUGCUCUCAGCCGCUCGCUGGCCACACUCAGGGGUCACGAAGGGGUCAUCUACAGCACCAUCUGGUCGCCUCACAUCCCAGGAUGCUUUGCUUCGGCCUCAGGUGACGGGACGCUCCGAGUGUGGGACCUGAAGGCCGCUGCGUGUCGAUUGGCCAUCCCGGCUCACAGCGCCGAGAUCCUCAGCUGCGAUUGGUGCAAAUAUGACCAGAACAUCGUGGCCACAGGCUCCGUUGACUGCAGCGUGUGUGUGUGGGACCUGAGGAACGUCCGGCAGCCUGUCACUCAACUACGAGGACACACCUACGCCAUCCGCAGAGUCAAGUUUUCUCCGUUCAGUCGGUCGGUGUUGGCAUCCUGCUCGUACGACUUCACCGUCAGGUUCUGGGAUUACGGCAGGAGCCAGCCUCUCCUGGACACCGUGGAACAUCACUCAGAGUUCGUCUGUGGGUUAGACUUCAACCUGCACAUCCCCAACCAGGUGGUCGACUGUUCCUGGGACGAGACGGUGAAGAUCUACACUCCUGCCUGUCUGUCUGCGUAGAGCGCUCAUCCAAACCUUUCCCCUGAAGACAAGUCUCAACCGUCACGGAGGACCGGUCCCCACGACACCGGUUAAAAACCAACAGACAUUCGUCCUCACAGAGGGGACAAUACAAGCAGCCCCCCCCCACACACACACUCACACACGUUUAUCAUCAGCCGACUCGGGGUAAAGACUUUUUCACUUUGUUUCCCUGGUUUAAUCUCGUUCCCGAGUUUGUGGCGAGGAGAUAAAGUGUGUGUGUGUGUGUGUGUGUGUGUGUGUGUGUGUGUGUGUGUGUGUGUGUGUGUGUGUGUGUGUGUGUGUGUCUGUGUGUCUGUGUGUGUGUGUGUGUGUGUUUUCUGAUAAAGUAAGAGGAAUUAGCGGGAGUACGACAACUCUCUGUAAGAACUUGAAUUCAGUGUGAUUGAGACAACCCAGUGUCCUGAUCAAUGACAUGUACUAAUAAAGAUAAUAUAAUAAAUUAUUUAAUAUCGGUAUCUGAUCAGGCAGAGAUUGUGAGCGUCUGUUACGUUUCACACGUGACUCACUUGAUAUUUGACAGAAGAAAUGUCGACCGUGACGGUAGAUAUGGAUUUAUGGAUUUAUCUACUGUAGAUAUGGAUUUAUGGAUUUAUCUACUGUAGAUAUGGAUUUUCAAUGAGGCAGCGAGUGUCACAUGAAGACGUUGACACCGUGAGAGAAGAAAAAGAAAAGCGUCUUUCUUCAUCCAAUCACUUCAUAUUGUAUAAAAAGGCAUUUGAUUAUUUCCACCAAGGAUCAGAUACGUUAGACUCUGGAUACUUCACCUCCUUCUCCUUUUCUCUCUGUCCUCCUCCUUCUGAGUUUCCAGUCUCCUCUUGACUUCCUGACUAAUCAAGUCGCUCUCAAACUGUUUUUAUUGUCAUUUCUAUUCUUUGUCUCUGCGGACGACACGAUUUCUUAUGAUUGAUGUAUAGAUAAUAUUUAUGAAGGAUUGUGUAACGAGGAAAGAUGUUAGCACCAGGUUGGAAUCAGAUUUUUUCAGCUCCUGUGAUUGUAAAUUGUAAAAACUAUAACAUAUGAAACAUUACCAGGAUUAUUUUUGCCCUUUUGAUUUCAGUUUUUCCUUGGCAGAAACUCAUCAUGGACCAGCUUCACUAAAUCUUCAUCUUUCAAAGCGUCGACGUAAAAGUCAGAACACGUGAGCAGAUGCUGCAUUUAUCAUUUUCUUCGGUCUCCACUUCUCCGAAUGCUUUUCCAUAUUUCUUCUAAUUGUCUCAACAGUUAAUGACUGAUGACUGAUUUCCCAGUGAUGAUCAAACACAAACAGAAAUAUAAAAAUAAAAACAGCGUUCACACAGGGAGAAUGUUCCCGUCAGGAUUUCUUCUGCCACAUUCAUUUGUGAACCCGUAUGAAAAAAAUAAAUCAGAGUCCGCUGC